AUGCUUUUGCAAGUAUCGAUUGUCAUUUUUGGGCUUCCGUUUGAGUAUGGAGCAACAUCUUCCUCAGGUAAUUUACGCAAACUGCGUCAAUCAUGCAAAUCGCUCAAACGAAAAUGUAGCCUGAAAUCGGUUCGGUCUGGCACGAAAGACUUGGAUUCAUUCGGUUCUACAUCGAGUACGACUGGGCCUGAAUCAAUGCCGGUAUGUUCGAUCUGUAGUGCUUCCAUCUCGGAGCGUCGGGAUCUGUUCUUGUCGCCCACUUGCAUUGAGGGCCACGCCAUUCAUCAAGGUUGUGUGGAUGCCCCAUAUUUGGAAGGAUCCGCAUGUCCCGCUUGUCAAGCAGUGGCUCGACCCAGCAUCCAACCGCAUGAAUCAGCGGCUCCCAGUUUAUUGCAAAAACAGGAAUCAGCGGCUCCCGAUAUUCCACAACAAGAAUCAGCGGCUCCCAGUAUUCCACAAAAAGUAAAGCCGCGACGAAUCCCCAAGUCUAAAGAAGCCGGCGGAUGUGCGAUAUGUCUUGAAGAAUGGAGCCAAGGAGAUGUGCGGCUUCGAUGGCCAAGUUGUGGCCAUUUCUUCCAUCUGAGUUGUGUGAAGCCGUGGCGCAAAUUGCACGCCACCUGUCCUGUCUGUCGAAAAGAAGACCCAGAGUUGGUCCAAACGUCUAUCGAUGAACACGCUUAUCAUGGAUCAGAUUGGACGCAGACUACUCCGCAUACUCACACUGCCGUCUCGUAUCUUCGCCACGAAAAUUACUUCAUGGAGCAGGCAACAGACAUUGGAACCCCGGCUAUAGAUAACCAGCCUGAAAAGAAAACAUUUUAG
Molecule: messenger RNA, 822 nt
Organism: Puccinia graminis f. sp. tritici CRL 75-36-700-3
Lineage: Eukaryota; Fungi; Basidiomycota; Pucciniomycetes; Pucciniales; Pucciniaceae
Exons: 5
Coding region: 1-822 (273 amino acids)
Source: RefSeq, a predicted model, not a curated record